Rubroshorea leprosula is the source of this 644-nucleotide messenger RNA. Lineage: Eukaryota; Viridiplantae; Streptophyta; Magnoliopsida; Malvales; Dipterocarpaceae. The record is from the annotation of a GenBank genome assembly.
GUUGGUAGGUUACAUUUUUACCAGUGGUUGCUUGCAACGCUAUGCUACUCUGGGUAUAUAAGAUCAUGAGAAAGUUCAAUGCAUAGUGCUCAUAAUCCUGACAAUCCGAGACAUCUUUCUUUGAUCACUCUGGCCGCAGGUAGUUUGUCUUCCUUGGAUGAUGACAAGGAGAUAUGGGAUCUACGAAUGAGAAGUGGGAGGUACAUAAGCCAUCUACGACCUGUGGAUCGCAUGAAAUACAAGAUCAAACUGAAAGAAAUGUCUGGUGAGGAAGAUUGGCUGGCUGGUAUGGCAUCGAGCAUUGGAGUGCGACUGCAGGCUUUGCAUCCAGAAGACGGAGAUAUCGUGUAUUUGGACUGGAAGCACAAAUUUAUCUCAUGCAAUGUUGGAGAAAGGAAGCCGAGGAUUGAGUGGUGAGUUUCCAUUUGCUCCUAGUUUAGGCUCUUGCAAUGCAUUUCCAGUUGUGCUUCCCCUUUGGCCUACGCCAAUUCCCAAAACAAUUCACAAAAAAAAUCAUCAAGAAGAGAAAGAAAAGGGGAAGGCUCCUCAUAUAACUAGGCCGAGGGCUGAGGACAAAGUGAAUUUAUUGUGCUUUAGUUUGCUUUUGAUUUUUUUUUUUCUUUUAAUGAAAUGCUUGCCUUUGA